Nezara viridula (southern green stink bug) is the source of this 615-nucleotide messenger RNA. Lineage: Eukaryota; Metazoa; Arthropoda; Insecta; Hemiptera; Pentatomidae. The record is from the annotation of a GenBank genome assembly.
AUGCGGCAUUUAUAUCCUAGCAUCGGUGCACCGCCCUUUCGUUCUCGAACGAAGGGUCUUCGUCAGAUCCUAGCGAACCUGUUCAGCGGUAAUCUCAGCAACGUCGAUAGUUCGGCUGUACAGAUAUCCACCGCCCCUAAUGACCACCCCCAGAGACAGAAAGCCCAUAACCCGGUACAAAUCAGGGCCAUUGCAGCGGGCCUAAGACGCUGCAGUGUUGGUGCAGAUACGACACUAGAUCUCUCGGCCUAUCGGACGGCUAAUGAUGGCCUUCCUGAAAAUAGGAGUUGUUCCUUUGUGUCUGUCGACGACUCAUAUGGUUACGGAGCCAACGGCCUCAGGAGGCGCGGCCGCCAGACCUACACAAGGUACCAGACGCUGGAGCUUGAGAAGGAGUUCCACACCAACCACUACCUCACCAGGCGGAGGAGGAUAGAGAUGGCCCACGCCCUCUGCCUCACGGAGAGGCAGAUCAAGAUCUGGUUCCAGAACCGGAGGAUGAAGCUGAAGAAGGAGAUCCAGGCCAUCAAGGAGCUCAACGAACAGGAGAAGCAGGCCCAGGCACAGAAGGCGGCGGCUGCGGCAGCACUCGCCGCGCAGCAGCAGGAUCACUAG